CGUGUCUAGCACAGCUCAUUACUGCAGCCAACUGAUUCUAUAUAUUUAAGAGAGUGUAAACUCAUUUCAUGUGAGCUUUUUAAUUAAGUGGAUAGAAAGCGGUCUAGUCACACUGGAACCGGGUUGAUUUUGGGGGCUAGGAAAGCCUGUUGUCCAGUUAAGGAAGCGUGGGCAGUUAAUAUGUACUUCACCACCAAAGUUGCAUCGUACAUUGCCCCAAGAGCAAUGAUUGGUUAGGAUCUUACCCAGGCAAGCAUUUAAAUUUCAGAAGGUUCAAAGGUGACAGGGAAACCUUCCAUCAGACCUGUCGCAGUGAUUUCAGAUCUCAAAAGUAGUGCCUUUCUUGGAAGUCAAGCCUUUUUCCAAGGUCAGGCUGUGCCUAUCACUGAGGAUGAAGAAAACAAUUGUGUUUCUUUGCAUUGUUGUAACAGCCUGGGCAUUCCCGCUCCUUCAAUAUGAACAAAGGAAUGUUAUGAGCAUUGGGGAUAAUACGGAUACAUCAAAUGCUGUUCAUAACGACAACGGUGGAGAGGACUCAGUUGUUUUACUCAACAAUUUAGGAUAUACUAGUGGAAAUAUUAAUUGUGUACAUGGAAGGAGUAUUGGCCCUGGCCAUGAAGAAUGCGAAACAGAAGAAUCUACUCCAAAUGCAGAUAGAGUUAAUGGAACUGCUGAUUUUGUUAAUGUCAGUGAAAAUGAAAAUGGAAGACCUGAAGAUAACCUGAGAAUAAAUGAAAACAGAGAACAUAUGCCUGCAGAGGAAAACGCUACUGAAAGACAAGAAGUUACUUUAGAAGGUGAAUAUUUCAGUGAUUCCGGUUAUGGAACUGGGGAAGAGAAUAUUGAUUAUAGAAUACCAGGAGAACUUUCUGAGAGUGAUCCAAACGAUAAGCAGCAUGGCAUAGAAGAUGAAAUUUAUGAUCAAACUGGAGAAGAGUUCAGAGACAGUAGAGGACUCCAGGGCAAUCACGUUCAAAGCUUUAUUGAGUUGGAUGGACAUAGAUAUGCAAUGUAUGGCCCUGGAGAUAACACAGCAAAUAUACUGAUGGGAAGUGAGGUCCAUGGGGAAAGUAUACACUGGGCAUACAUUGAUGAGGGUGGAAGUGGUAAUGGUGGAGAUCCCAAUGAAGAAGGUUCUAGUGAUGGUUGGGGAGAUGGAACCCCAGAAAGUACAACAAACCUUGGAGAAAAUGCGACGGAAACCCAUAGUGAUAGGAACAACAUUCAGGCUUGUGUUAAUGGUACAAAAAUAACCAAUCCAAACAAUGAAGGAGAGGGUGAUGCAGGCCCUGUGGAUGAUUCUCUCAAUACUGAAGAAGGUUUUCAAGGUCGUGGUGAUGUAAGCCCCGAAACUGAGCAUGUGACCUGCCUUGAAAAGAAAAGAAAUGAUGGUCUGGACUCAAAUGGCAAUACUAAGGAUACAGAGAAUAACACUGCAGUUGUAAAUAAUAGCACUACAAGUGAUGGUAACAUGCAUGAUAAGGGUAUGAAUAUACCCAGCGAUGCAGCUCCCCAUCAUGAUGCCACCUGGACUCUACAGAGAAAUGAUGGGGAAGGCAACAGUGGUCAUGAGGACACCAGUGAAAGUGAGAGCAACAGUUUGUACAGCUUCAGUGAUGAAUCGAUGCAAGGGGACGAACCCAACCAAAGCCAAGAUUCUGAAGGCUCAGAAAACAGCAGUCAGCAAGAUCUCCCCAGUCAGGCCAGUGAUGGGGAAAACACAUCUUUAGGAGAGGAAGAGGAGCAAAGCAGUAAUGCUGGCAGUGAGCAGUCAGACAGCGAGAGUGAAGACAGUGAAAGCCAACAGGAAAGCAAUGAAAGUAGCAGUCAGCCAGGCAGUGAUGACAGUGAGAAUGGUGGCCCAUCUAUCAGCAGCGAAAGUGAGAGUCAACCAGACAGCAGCCAGAGCCAGUCUGAGACCAGCAGUGAGAAUGAGAGUGAAUCCAAGAGCAGCAAUGAAAGCGACAAUAAAUCUGAAAGCAGCAGUGACAGCAACAAUGAAUCCAAGAGCAGCAGUGAGAGUGAAAGUGAAUCCAAGAGCAGCAGUGAGAGUGAAUCCAAGAGCAGCAGUGAGAGUGAAUCCAAGAACAGCAGUGAGAGCGACAGUGAAUCCAAGAGCAGCAGUGAGAGUAAAUCCAAGAGCAGCAGUGAGAGUGAAUCCAAGAGCAGCAGUGAAAGUGAGAGUGAAUCCAAGAGCAGCAGUGAGAGUGAAUCCAAGAGCAGCAGUGAGAGUGACAGUGAAUCCAAGAGCAGCAAUGAGAGCAACAGUGAAUCCAAGAGCAGCAGUGAAAGUGAAAGCAGCAGUGAAAGCGACAGUGAAUCCAAGAGCAGCAGUGAGAGUGACAAUGAGUCCAACAGGAGCAGUGAAAGCGACAGUGAAUCCAAGAGCAGCAGUGAAAGCGAAAACAGCAGUGAAAGUGACAGUGAAUCAGAGAGCAGCAGUGAGAGUAACAAUGAGUCUGACAGCAGCAGUGAAAGUGACAGUGAAUCUGACAGCAGCAGUGAAAGCGACAGUGAAUCCGACAGUAGCAGUAAAAGCGACAGUGAAUCUGACAGCAGCAGUGAGAGUGAUAGCAGUAGCAGCAAUGAGAGCAACAGUAAAUCCAAAAGCAGCAGUGAGAGUGAUAGCAGUAGCAGCAGUGAGAGCGACAGUAAAUCCAAAAGCAGCAGUGAAAGUGAUAGCAGUAGCAGCAGUGAGAGCGACAGUAAAUCCAAAAGCAGCAGUGAAAGUGAUAGCAGUAGCAGCAGUGAGAGCGACAGUAAAUCCAAAAGCAGCAGUGAGAGUGAUAGCAGUAGCAGCAGUGAGAGCGACAGUAAAUCCAAAAGCAGCAGUGAGAGUGACAGUGAUAGCAGUAGCAGCAGUGAGAGUGACAGUGAUAGCAGUAGCAGCAGUGAGAGCGACAGUAAAUCCAAAAGCAGCAGUGAAAGUGAUAGCAGUAGCAGCAGUGAGAGCGACAGUAAAUCCAAAAGCAGCAGUGAAAGUGAUAGCAGUAGCAGCAGUGAGAGCGACAGUAAAUCCAAAAGCAGCAGUGAGAGUGAUAGCAGUAGCAGCAGUGAGAGCGACAGUAAAUCCAAAAGCAGCAGUGAGAGUGACAGUGAUAGCAGUAGCAGCAGUGAGAGUGACAGUGAUAGCAGUAGCAGCAGUGAGAGCGACAGUAAAUCCAAAAGCAGCAGUGAAAGUGAUAGCAGUAGCAGCAGUGAGAGUGACAGUGAUAGCAGUAGCAGUAGUGAGAGUGAAAGUAGCAACAGUGAGAGUAGCAGUAGUGAGAGUGAAAGUAGCAGCAGUGAGAGUGACAGCAAAUCUGAUAGCAGCAGCAGUGAGAGUGAUGCUGAGAGUAGCAGUGAGAAGGAAGAUAACAAUCAAGAAGGCAGCAAUGAAAAUGACAGCCAAUCCAACAGUGACAAUGAAAGUGAUUCAGCAAAUCAGUCCAGCAGUGACAGUGCUGCAGAUACAGCGGAGGAUUCAAAUGAAACUGAAUCUGAAGCAAGUGAAGAUAACAACCGCAGCAGUCAUUCAGACAGUGCAGCCUCCAACAGUGAAUCUCUAAGUCAAGGAAGUGAGAGCAGCGAUUUAACUAGCGAUUACUAACCAAAGAGAAGAAUGAGCAGAUGAAAAUACAUUCACAGCAAUAGCAGUAGGGAUGGCAGAGAUGGCAGAGGGGGGAAAAUACAAAGCCUAUUUGUAGAAGUCAAGUCAAUAGUCCUAAACGCAGUUAUCUUGAAGCUUUUCUAAAGAUCAGUCAGACUUCAGAAUAAAUGCAGUUAAGGCAAAUUAGCGGGCCAUUAAGAGAAAAUCAUGUCAGGUUUUGGUAGACAUGAGCCAACAAUGCUCAGAGCUUUUGUUUCUAAGUAGAGCCAUUGUGCUUGCGAUGAAUAUGUAGCUUCACCUGUGGAAUUUUGAUUGUUAGUAACUAGGAAAUAAAAUUAAAACUCAGGUUCAGUUCUUCUUAUUACAUAUCUGCUCUUAAAAGGGUGGGCUUGAUUUACAUAAGCAUACUUAUUAUUUGAUUGCAACAUGAAGUGAUGACUUGCGAGCGUGAAUGAGUCUUUACUGAUCUAUCUCCACAUUGAACAACCCAGUGUGGAUCUGAUUUAUUUGUUUGUUUAGUAUUACAGUUCCAACAUCACAUGUUUAACUCUACAUAUUCCCCCUGUGUAAACUGUAAAAUAAAUUAUUAUUUUUCAUGAUG
This is a messenger RNA of Crotalus tigris (Tiger rattlesnake), 4190 nucleotides long. It is a transcript of the gene DSPP, whose product is annotated as dentin sialophosphoprotein. Lineage: Eukaryota; Metazoa; Chordata; Lepidosauria; Squamata; Viperidae. Bases 392 to 3589 code for a protein of 1065 amino acids. The record is from RefSeq and is a predicted model, not a curated record. The transcript is spliced from 5 exons.